AAAUCAUGGUGUGCUCGUGCACAAUAAAAGCUGCCUUGAUAGUUGGAGCCGUUGGGUUUUUCAUCUACCGGAAAAUGUUCAAGAAGCCAAGCAUUAAGCCAAAGCCAGAAGCUUACAAGAAAGAUUAUAAGAAGGACACCGUCUACCUAUACCAGUUUAAAAGAACCCGAAAGUGUCCAAAUUUGUCCCCGUUCUGCAUAAAAGUUGAAAUUUUAUGCAGAGCAUACAACAUUCCAUAUGAGAUAUGUGAUGACAAGCUUCGUUGGUCAAGAAACGGUUCAAUUCCAUUUAUUGAGUUGAAUGGAGAACAUAUCGCGGACACUGAUCUCAUUGAAAUGCGGCUUCGAAGGCAUUUUAAUAUCCCAUCUCUACCAGCUGCUCAAGAAGCACAUUCUGUAGCCUUGACAAGACUUGCAGAUAAUCAUUUGUUCAAUUUGCUUAUCCGUUACAAAAUAAUAGGAGAUGAAUUUUUCCAUAUUCUUGUCAGAAGCAUUGGUAUUCCAAAAUUCCUUCAGCCACUUCUCUUUCCACUUAUUCGAGCCUCAUUUGGAAAGAAAGUCUAUCAGAGAUCGACAGGAUCAAUUGGAGAUUUUGAAUUAAAAGAAAUGGAUGAUAUUCUUCAUAGAGAUUUCCAAACAAUUCAAGAUUAUUUGGGAGAUCAAAAGUUUUUGUUCGGAGAUAAAGUUACAGCGGCAGAUGCAGCUGUAUUUGGUCAAAUUGCGUCGGUGAUUUAUCCAUUCCGGUGCAGUAUCAACGAUGCCCUUGAAAAUGAUUUCCCAAAAAUUCUGGAAUAUUGUGAACGAGUUCGUCAGGAAAUAUAUCCAAAUGAUUUUACAAUUUAAUUUUUGUUUUAUGAAAAUAAAUGUUCAU
Molecule: messenger RNA, 870 nt
Organism: Caenorhabditis elegans
Lineage: Eukaryota; Metazoa; Nematoda; Chromadorea; Rhabditida; Rhabditidae
Gene: cdr-2
Product: CaDmium Responsive
Exons: 5
Coding region: 6-842 (278 amino acids)
Source: RefSeq, marked reviewed